AUGGCUCCCAGUCAUCCGGAGAGACCAAAGUGCAAUAAAGUGUGGUUUGUGGCUGGAGUGAUCAGCAGGGAGAGGAUUCCAACCUUUGAGAGGAUGCUGUGGAGGGUGUGUCGCGGUAACGUCUUCUUAAGGAAGGCUGAGAUUGAGGAUCCUCUGGAGGACCCCGCCACGGGAGACCAAGUCCACAAAUCAGUGUUUAUUAUCUUCUUCCAAGGUGACCAGCUGAAGAACAGGGUGAAGAAGAUCUGUGAGGGGUUUCGUGCCUCGCUUUAUCCGUGUCCAGAGACCCCACAGGAGAGGAAGGAGAUGCUGGCUGGAGUCAACAGUCGUAUCGAUGACCUCCAGAUGGUGCUGAACCAAACAGAGGACCACCGUCAGCGAGUGCUGCAGGCCGCUUCCAAGACCAUGCGGGUGUGGUUCAUCAAGGUGAGGAAGAUGAAGGCCAUCUACCAUACCCUCAACCUCUGCAACAUCGACGUCACCCAGAAGUGUCUGAUUGCUGAGGUGUGGUGUCCCGUCUCAGACCUGGACUCCAUCCAGUUCGCUCUGCGCAGAGGAACGCUCACAGGCGAAUAA
Molecule: messenger RNA, 576 nt
Organism: Morone saxatilis (striped sea-bass)
Lineage: Eukaryota; Metazoa; Chordata; Actinopteri; Moronidae
Product: V-type proton ATPase 116 kDa subunit a1-like
Exons: 6
Coding region: 1-576 (191 amino acids)
Biological process (GO): vacuolar acidification; proton transmembrane transport
Cellular component (GO): proton-transporting V-type ATPase, V0 domain; plasma membrane; vacuolar proton-transporting V-type ATPase complex
Molecular function (GO): proton-transporting ATPase activity, rotational mechanism; ATPase binding
Source: RefSeq, a predicted model, not a curated record